This is a messenger RNA of Metarhizium brunneum ARSEF 3297, 303 nucleotides long. RefSeq lists its product as uncharacterized. The record is from RefSeq and is a predicted model, not a curated record. Lineage: Eukaryota; Fungi; Ascomycota; Sordariomycetes; Hypocreales; Clavicipitaceae.
AUGGCCUUGAAGGUCAACACGCAACGCUUAGACUUUCGUGUUCUUCACCUUUCAACGUACGCCUUUAGCGCAUUCAUCAUCCACGGAGCCUUCAUCAUGUCUUAUGCAAUCCUUUACCACUCCAGCCCCUAUUAUGCCCACCUCUCACAGACCACGAAGGGGCUCAGACCCGGCGACUGGGGCCGAUUUUUGGUAAUCGCUGCUACUCGCGAAGACAUGAAGAGGUUCUUCCGAGGGUUGCAAAAGUACACCAAGAUCGGCAACACGGCAAUAACCGAGGUGACACCUGUUAACCUCGCCUAG